UCGCUGCUGUAGUUGGUUCUUCACUCUCUCCUGCUAUAUAUUUCCCUCUCCACACGUGCAGACUACCAGCAGUUGUCAACCUCUCCUCGUCUCAGACGCUGCUUUCCUCGGGACAUCCUGCCACUAACAGCUUUCUCACAAAGACCAUCUCCGGGUUGAAACAACCGGUGGGUAACUAAACAGUUAUUAGCUUCGCUGGAAGGCGGAACAAAUCACCAAGAAAACAAAAAAAAAAAAACCACCCAAAAAUGUUCCUGCAACAUCGGUCAUACUUCCUUGUGGGAGGGUUCAUGGUGUGCGUUCUCUGCCUCCUCCUCUUCACCUACCUCCUGCCAACCUACCGACACCGGCAUCAGCAUCUGUCUUCAGACGUGGAGUCUCAGCCGAGUAACAACGAGUCCAGAAUGUUCCAUGCCUUAGCAGACCCGCUGGGAUGCCCAGAAUGCACUUCAGCAUCGCAUGUGAGGGAACAGCGCAACACCUUAUCCAAAAUGCUGAACGAUUUAAAACGACAGCUGGGACAACUAGAGUGCGACAAGGCGAAACUACAAAACAAAAAAGAUGUGUCCAGCAGCGGUGGAUGGUGCAAAGAAGAAAGUGACCCUAAGGAAUCUAAAGCUCACAAGUUUGACCAGAAAAUGGCGGCUUCUCUCGGUCAGUUCCUGUCCGGCCAGCGUGUUGGAAGCUUUGGUGACGGUCCCGGAAAAUACAAGGAGUAUCUCCUCCAACAGGGCUGGUCGCCUCCUACGACGCCUACGACGGGGCCCCCUUCUGCGAACACGUCACAUCCGGGGCCGUCAAGUUCAUGGACCUGACGCUUCCUCAGUUCGGACUUCCGGUGUACGACUGGAUCGUCAGUCUGGAGGUGGCGGAGCACGUGCCUGCACGCUUCGAGGUCGUGCUGGUCGACAACCUCGCGCGCCACGCGCGGAAGGGCAUCGUCCUGAGCUGGGCACAUCCGGGUCAAGACGGGUUUCAUCACGUGAACAACAAGAGCCCUGAAGAUGUUAAACGCCUGCUGGACGAAGCUGGUUUCUAUUUACAUGACAACGACAGCUUGUCAUUAAAGAAAAGCUCAACAUUCUCUUGGUUUCGAGAAAAUAUCUUCGUGUUUAGAAGAAACUCGGAUGCCAGUCUAAAAGAAGACGAUGCAUAGUCAGGGAGUCAGGGACUCAUACUACAUUUAUUGGAAAAGUUUAAAGUCUCGUUAUGUCAACAUGAAGGAUGUACCUAUAUAUACUGAUGACCAUCAUUUUUGAGACAGGACAUUUAAAGACCUAGCGAGCUACAUUUUUUUUUUUUUAUUCUGUGAUUGGGUACAAGCUUAGUACAAAGUCUCACAUCACAAACUCUGGUUUUAAUUGCUCCUUUGUUCUUGAGAUACCAUGAUGCCUACAAUCAACACUAUGCACAGGUGGAAGUAAAAUUUGUGGAGACACGUGCAUGCACAGACAGGUCAUUAUAAUUUUAUAGUCCCAGCUUAUAGUUUAUAGUUUAUAUAGCUUAUAGCUUAUAGUCCCUGGCUGUAGCCUUGACUAAUUCAAGGUAUCCAUAGACAUUAAAAGGCCCACAUAAACUCAGAAAUAUAUAACACGUAUCCUGUGAAGCCAUCUGUUUUCUUUUUUUUUUUUUUUCUUUUUUCAGUGUCGAUUUUGAGCCGCAUUUAUGAAUCGUAGCUCCUGAGUUCACAUCUCAUCUUGGGACAUGUUGAUUGUCAUAAUUUUAAGUUUACACGUGGCUGCUGUUUAUUUUUUUUUCUUCUUCUUUUUCUUCUCAAAGACUUUCCGUUUUGAUGAUUAUUAGACAUUACUGUGAAUAUUUUUAUUGUGAUGUGGUCUGUAAUACUGGGUGUUUUGCCAAAACCAAAUUUUUGCCUUAAAUUCUGAGGGACAAAUAAAAAUAUCAGAAAUUUUA
Messenger RNA from Pomacea canaliculata, 1914 nucleotides. RefSeq lists its product as uncharacterized. The transcript has 3 exons. NCBI's taxonomy places the organism in Eukaryota, Metazoa, Mollusca, Gastropoda, Architaenioglossa, Ampullariidae. Bases 249 to 815 code for a protein of 188 amino acids. The record is from RefSeq and is a predicted model, not a curated record.